AUGGGCAAACCGGACUUCGUGGAGAAGCCGACGUUCUCUCUGCUUCCGACCAAGCGCGGGUUUGAGGCCAGCUACUGCAAGGUUGACUCGACUGGGCUGAAGUCGCUGCUCAAGCGCAGCCCGAAGUUAGCCGUGGUCUCUGGGUUGUUCAUGACGGACAGAUGUGGGCAUUGGAAGACAGCUUAA
Messenger RNA from Phytophthora nicotianae INRA-310, 186 nucleotides. RefSeq lists its product as hypothetical. The coding region runs from base 1 to 186 and encodes 61 amino acids. Lineage: Eukaryota; Oomycota; Peronosporomycetes; Peronosporales; Peronosporaceae. The record is from RefSeq and is a predicted model, not a curated record. The transcript has a single exon.